Molecule: messenger RNA, 2833 nt
Organism: Bufo gargarizans (Asiatic toad)
Lineage: Eukaryota; Metazoa; Chordata; Amphibia; Anura; Bufonidae
Gene: CRLF1
Product: cytokine receptor like factor 1
Exons: 8
Coding region: 359-1525 (388 amino acids)
Biological process (GO): cytokine-mediated signaling pathway
Cellular component (GO): external side of plasma membrane
Molecular function (GO): protein binding; cytokine receptor activity
Source: RefSeq, a predicted model, not a curated record
GGGGGCAGCGAAGGAAUAGCAAAGAAUGUCUUCUCCAGCUCUGUAGUGCUUGGUAAUUUUGGCAACCCAUGUGGGCGGGGAAAUGAAUGGGGCUACAGGCAUAUUUAGCUUGUCAGUUCUCAGUUGCUCAGACUUGCAAAAGGGUUUUCCUUAACCUGCAAGCUGUCUGUUUUCUUUAUACAUGCUUCGCUGAUUUCUCUAGCUCAUAUAGAAAAUCUAUAUUAUAAUAAAAGCACGUAGAUAGGCAACUUUCUUACAGCAGGACAUUCCAGGGGGGAAAAAAACGCUACAGGAACUUACAAGAUUCAAGGUGGAAUUUUUUUCUAAGUGCUCAAGUGGAUCUAAAAAGCCUUGAAAUAUGAUCACUUUAGUGCUCCUAUGGAUAUGCAUGUUAAUUGUGAACUCCUUGACUUAUCCUGCUGUAAUAACCCCACAAGACCCAACCCUAAUGAUAGGAUCAUCACUAACUGCAUCUUGCUUAGUGGACUCUGACUUAAACCUGAAGGCAGAUGACCUGUUCUGGACCCUUAAUGGGAGAAGGCUCCCAACAGAGCUAUAUAAUAUACUAAACAGCACAACCUUGAGUGUGGCCUUGAAUAACCUGAAUGGAUCCAAGCAGCAGUCAGGAGAUAACCUGGUGUGUCACAGCAAAGACGGGAGAAUCCUGGCGGGCUCAUGUCUAUAUGUUGGAUUGCCACCAGAGAAACCCAAAAAUAUCACAUGCUGGUCAAAGAAUAUGAAAGAUUUAACCUGUAAGUGGGUUCCUGGAAGUGAAGGAGAGACCUACCUGCACACUAACUACACUUUGAAAUACAAGCUCAGGUGGUAUGGCAGAGAUAAUACAUGUCAAGAAUACCACACUAUGGGUCAGUAUUCAUGCCACAUCCCUAAGGAUCUUGCCCUCUUUACACCAUAUGAGAUAUGGGUGGAAGCUUCAAACAGACUGGGAUCCACUACAUCUGACAUAAUAACGCUGGACAUUCUUGAUGUGGUCACCACAGACCCUCCAUCAGAUGUCCAUGUGAGUCGCGUAGGUGAUUUGGAAGAUCAGCUGAGUGUCCGCUGGAGUUCACCCCCUGCUUUAAAAGAUUUUCUAUUUCAAGCCAAAUACCAGAUUCGCUAUAGAGUAGAAGAUAGCAUGGAAUGGAAGGUAGUUGACGACGUGGGUAACCAGACAUCCUGUCGUCUAGCAGGGCUGAAACCAGGAACCGUUUAUUUUGUUCAGGUUCGCUGUAAUCCUUUUGGAAUCUAUGGAUCUAAGAAAGCAGGAAUCUGGAGUGAUUGGAGCAAUCCAACUGCUGCAUCUACUCCAAGAAGUGAAAGGAUAACUGGGGUAUGUGAUCCAAAGAGUGGGGAGCAAAAUUCUACCCUACGCCGAGAGUUGAAGCAGUUCUUCGGAUGGGUCAAGAAACAUGCCUAUGGCUGCUCAAACCUUAGCAUCAAGUUGUAUGACCAAUGGAGAGUGUGGCUACAGAAAUCACACAAAACUCGGAACCAGGUAGUGCGAAACUCACAAGAACAUUAGAACGUUAUUUUGGAAUACUUGAUACUUUUCAGUGGACUCCAAGGACAAUUAUUUCCUGUGAUUAAUGGCAUGUCUUAUUUCACAUGGCUAAGUUACUAACCAUGUCACACUUGUUUAACGCUACCCGGAAAUUCACAGCUAAAUGAAUUGACUGCUAGGAGAAAGAGGAACAUAGGAAAGAGUCGACAGCAGUUUAAAGUACUCUAAGACACAGAUGGUAAGGACAGGAUGAUUCUGGGAAAGAAAUGAAAGGAAACAGUAAAAAGAAAAAAAUAUCAUCUGAUCUAUUGUGUGCUGGAUAGUGUCUCAGCACAGUAGUGAGUUCAAACAAUGAAAUAAAGACUAAACUGCCUUAAUAAGAAUUAUUGGGAAUAAAAUGAAAGAUCUAGGCUUGCAGAGUAGGCACCUAUACAUAUGUGAGUUAAAAAAAUUCAAGUAACAUUUUGUUAUUCAUUUUAAAAGGUGGUACCAAGGCUUUGUGCAUGGGUGUACAAAUCUCAUCAGGCCCCAUAGCAAACUUUAGUAUGGGCCCCCCUGCCCCUCCCUCUUCCCAGUACUUGUGCAUCAAACACUCCCAGGCAAUGUACAACACAAAGUGCAACGGCCCAGAUUUUUUGUAUUUCUUUAUUGAAAAUGAAAAAAAUAUAAUAUAAAGAAGUUGCCAUUGGCCUAAAACUCUUUAUCAGCUGGAAAAGGUGGAACAAGUGCUUUAAAAAUAUGUAACUUAUUCCGAACAGCAGAGGCGGCUCUAGACUUUGUGUGGCCUUAGGCGAAACUCACACAUGAGGCCCCCACGAAGAUCGUUGGGAUGCUCAUGAUCUCCUGUACAGUGCCUCGGCUCAAUCCUCAAGAAAUAAGCUGUGUCAACCACCGCACAGAGCGGUGGUGUGGUCAACACUCCCCCUCCAUGUAUCUCUAUGGAAGAUUCGGAGAUACACAAGUGCUAUAUCUGCGGCUCUUCCAUAGAUACAUGGAGGGGAAGUGUUGACCACCGCUCCGGGCACAAGGAGAUCCGGAGUACCAAACAGGAGAUCGUCGGGGAUCCCAUCGGCCGAACCCCUCCCCCCCGAUCAGUCACUUAUCUCCUAUCCUAUGGAUAGGGGAUUUAUUUUCCUAUCCCGGGGUACCCCUUACUAUGCAGUGACAUCACACUAAAGGGUUAAUAUGCACAGUGACAACACAGUACAGGGCUUAUAUUCACAGUGCAAAUUAACACUUGCAUUAACCCUGGCCCAGUUCUCUAAAUCGACACUCCCCCGCAUACCGCAUUUUGCUGUACUUGCUAUACAGCACAUACCUGUCACAUCC